Effrenium voratum is the source of this 231-nucleotide messenger RNA. The record is from the annotation of a GenBank genome assembly. Lineage: Eukaryota; Dinophyceae; Suessiales; Symbiodiniaceae.
AUGGCCGAAGGGCUGGUGGAGGUUGCCAAAGUGCUUAAGUCGUUGAAGGAGAACGAGUCUUUCCAUGGCGCUCUGGAGCAUCCCAGCGUGUCCAAGGCGGUUGGUUGGCGCGAGAGCGCGGUUGGUGUGACCGGCGGCGUGUCCUGGGCCUUGGGGACGACGGCCUCGGUGAGUCUCUUCGCUGUCCAAUUCGCACGAGGAAACCCCGUCUUUUGCUCCGCGGAUUCGUAG